Molecule: messenger RNA, 1643 nt
Organism: Schistocerca serialis cubense
Lineage: Eukaryota; Metazoa; Arthropoda; Insecta; Orthoptera; Acrididae
Product: pyridoxal phosphate homeostasis protein
Exons: 6
Coding region: 200-1027 (275 amino acids)
Cellular component (GO): intracellular anatomical structure
Molecular function (GO): pyridoxal phosphate binding
Source: RefSeq, a predicted model, not a curated record
GGGUACUUGUACUAGAUGAUUCGAGCAAUUUUCAUCAACGAGUAGAGCAGCGACAUGUAUCUAUUAACAGCGUUUAGGUAUUAAAGACAGUGGGGAAAAAAUCACGUGGUAUCGUCUCGCAGAGAUAAUUUUUUUUUUUUUUUUUCUGGAUUUGUACCGUUCUAUACAUGCAACGUAUGGUAGUGUUCUAGAAUUUCCAAUGAUACGCACAGUAAUGGGAGAACUAGAUAUUGCCAAGAACUUGGGUGUGAUCCUUAAUAAAGUCAGAGCCGCAGCUGAACGUAGACCACCAGAGUACAGAACCCACGAACCAAGAUUAGUGGCUGUCAGCAAGACUAAGCCGAAGGAAUUGGUAAUAGCAGCUUACGAAAAUGGCCAACGUCAUUUUGGAGAGAAUUAUGUACAAGAAUUGAUUGAAAAGGGGAAUGAUCCUGAUAUUUGCAAAAAAUGUCCAGAAAUUUGUUGGCACUUCAUUGGUCACUUGCAACGAAAUAAAGUGAACAAGGUUGUAAGUACUCCUGGUUUGUUCAUGGUAGAAACAGUGCAUUCUGAGAAAUUGGCAUCAGCUUUAGAUGCUGCUUGGAAGAAACUAAACGACAAUAGCAGGCUGAAAGUCAUGGUUCAAGUAAAUACCAGCGGUGAGAAAGAGAAAAGUGGAUGUGAACCAGAAGAGGCUGUGUCACUCGUAAAAUACGUUAAAGGUUUUUGUCAGAAUCUGGAAUUUGUUGGUUUGAUGACUAUUGGCAUAUAUGGCUAUGAUACAGCUUUGGGCCCAAAUCCUGAUUUUCUUUGUCUGAGAAAUGUGAGAACUGAAGUAUGUAAAUCGCUGGGUAUGAAGUUGGAAGAAGUUGAGCUGUCCAUGGGGAUGUCAGAUGAUUUUGAACAUGCGAUCGAGCUUGGUAGCACAAAUGUUAGAGUGGGGAGUUCUAUAUUUGGUGCAAGACAGAAGAAGGAUAGUAAUUCUGACAAGAAAGACUUGGAGCAAGACUUUGCUGAAAUGACACUUAAAAAAGCAGGAGGGAAUUAACAAUAUUUUAACUGCUUUGAACAUUAAUUCAACAAUGUGAUAUUAAACAGCCAAAUUUCCACUGUGAAGUGUUAAUACUAUGCGUUCUGAGUUUGCUGUCACUAUAUAUAUAUAUAUAUGUUUAGAAAUCAUUCUCUUCUAUUCUAUUGCUUGCACACCAUAACUAAAGUGUCAAGUUUUUUUUCGGCACUGUAUGGAUACACAUUUGUGGAAUUGUGGCAAUUUUUGUUGUUGUAAAAACUGUUACAUUCCUGGCAAGUGCUAGGAAUUUUGUGUUGAUAGAAAUUGUAUAUGCUUAUCAGUUUUUUCAUUGGGCUUUGCUGUUAUCAUUACUAUGUCCAUUUAGAGACAUGUCAUUCUUGAAGAUUUGUUUGCUGUGUUGGUACUGUUGAUAUGUUUUUCCUGUCAGUUACCACUAGUGGUUAAUACUUGGUGGCUUGAAAGUUCCUGUGAAAUCUGUAAUGGAUAUUGUAUGGAAGUCCAGUAUAACUAUUACUCUGUAAAUAAUAGUAUCUGUAAUUGUUGAGCAUGUACUUCCCAGUAGUGUGUGUUUUACUGUAACAAUGUAACAUAUUGGUUUUCGUGACCUACAUGGAAUUAAAUUGCCAAAAAUUAA